UCUCUCGAGUUUUUCGUAUUAUAAUUUGUAUUGAUAAAACAUAACCAAAAAAAUACUGAUCGUUCUUGAUCGCCGAUCGGCAUUCGGCGUAGCCUUGAAUUCUUAAGUAAGUUAAUUCUCAAAUUCAUAUUAUUUAAUUAUUUAUUAAUUUGACUGUGGUAUACUCGUAAGACUUCUCAACAUUUUCAUAAGUUCUAUACAAGUUGACUUGUAGGUACAUUUAGUUUACAUUGCUGCAUGUUUCACCAUUGAUGAACGAAAUCUUCCAAUUAUUUAGGGAACUUGGUGUGGGAUUGAUGCUCACAACUUACGCGUCAAACACGGAUACAGGAAUCAAUACGGAUACAUAAUCACUGAGCUGAGUUGCUGUCUUAUCAUAUUAAAUUGUUAACUUCGACAGUGUGUUUUUCGUUGUACAGUUUUUCUACUGUGGAGAAUAUAGUAAAUCAACCUAACCUUUAUUCUUGAAGAAUCAAAUAUUUAUGAACAGUUAUUUACCACCUUCAGAAAAGAAAAUGUUCAGUUUAGAGGGCGACGAUAAAGCCAAUAGAGGAAUGUUAACCAGUUUUCCAUCAGUUCCAUCUCCAUAUUUAAACUAUGACCCUCAACUUCUACCUCAGUCAUCUCAGCCAGAAUAUAUAUUUCUGGAAGGAGCUGGUUCCAAGCAACGUGGGCGUUUUGAAUUGUCAUUUACAGAAAUUGGUACAUCAUGUUUGAUUGGUGCUACAAUUGGUGGCAUACGUGGAAUAUACAGUGGUAUAAAAAUGACAUCUAUGGAAAAUCAAACUAGUACAUACAAUAGAACACAGAUCUUAAAUAGUGUUUUUAAAAAUGGAGCCCGUUUGUCUAAUACAUUUGGAACAUUAUCUGUAUACUAUAGUAUCUUUGGUAUCAUAUUAGAAAAAACCCGGGGAUGUGAAGAUGAGCUUAAUACAAUCGUAGCAGGAACAAGCACUGGACUUUUAUACAAAGCUACAAGUGGUCUUAGAAGAUGUGGUAUUGGUGGUUUAAUUGGAUUCAGUCUUGCUACAGCAUUCAGUCUGAUUACAUCAAGAGAUAAAAUUAAAGAAAUGGGCAAAAACGUAUUUCAUUCCUAAAAAUGUUUACCAAAAUAUAAUGUUUGCAAAAAUAAAUGUUCAUAAUAGUUUUUUA
Messenger RNA from Metopolophium dirhodum (rose-grain aphid), 1152 nucleotides. Its product is annotated as mitochondrial import inner membrane translocase subunit Tim23-like. Gene Ontology annotation, biological process: protein import into mitochondrial matrix. The record is from RefSeq and is a predicted model, not a curated record. Gene Ontology annotation, molecular function: transmembrane protein transporter activity. NCBI's taxonomy places the organism in Eukaryota, Metazoa, Arthropoda, Insecta, Hemiptera, Aphididae. Gene Ontology annotation, cellular component: mitochondrial inner membrane; TIM23 mitochondrial import inner membrane translocase complex. The transcript has 4 exons. The coding region runs from base 483 to 1097 and encodes 204 amino acids.